AACACAAGAGGCAGGUUAUCCGCCGUGCCGUCACAUGGACACGCCCACAAACACCGUAACUCGGCGGCAAAGUUGGCUGCUCUGCAUUGCAAGCAAUUUUUGCCCUUAUUAAAUAUGGCCGGCGCCGGUGGACUGACGUAGGAGACAUUUCUUUGAAAUCACCGGGGAGGGAAAACGUAGUUGAGCGGAAUGGAGUCUGUACCAGCGAAGAGGAAAGCCGAUGGCACGAAAUUGCUUUUGGGGCGACAAGGACAUAAUCGGAACCUUGUGGAAGGAAGCAUCACGAGGAUCAAGAUGGAGAACUUUUUGACAUAUGACCAUUGUGAGGUGUUUCCAGGGCCACACUUAAACAUGAUUGUUGGUGCUAAUGGAACAGGAAAGUCUAGUAUUGUUUGUGCCAUAUGUCUUGGACUAGCUGGCAAAACAGCAUUUAUUGGUCGUGCAGACAAGGUUGGAUUUUACGUGAAGCGGGGCUGCCAAAAAGGAUUUGUUGAACUGGAACUGUACAAAGCAUCUGGAAAUGUGACCAUAAAACGUGAGAUUCAAGUUGCAAACAACCAGUCUGUGUGGUAUAUUAACCAUAAAAAUGCAACACUGAAAAUGGUUGAGGAGCAGGUAGCAGCUCUGAACAUUCAAGUUGGAAACCUUUGUCAAUUCCUACCACAGGACAAAGUUGGGGAAUUUGCUAAGUUAUCUAAAAUUGAACUUCUGGAAGCAACUGAAAAAUCUGUUGGUACUCCAGAAAUGUACAAAUUUCACUGUGAAUUGAAGAACUGUAGAGAAAAAGAAAAGGAACUCGAGAGUGCUUGCAAAAGUAAAGCAGAGUUUUUGGAAAAAUUAAACCAAAGGAAUGAACGUAACAAACAAGAAGUUGAGAGGUACUACCAGCAAAAGCGCCACCAAGAUAAAAUUGACAUGUUGGAGAGAAAGCGACCCUGGGUGGAAUAUGAAAAUGUGCGUCAGCAGUAUGAGGAGGUAAAAAAAAGAUGUAACAAUAUAAAGGACGAGCUAAAGAAAUUACAAGAAUUACAAGCGCCACUCAAUCAAAAAAUCCAGCAAAUCGAAAAGAGACAGAGAGCCAUAGAUGAAAAGAUUAAAAAUAAAGCAGUUGAGAUAAAGGAAACCUCUAGGAACUGUAAGCAAAAACAGGACGAGCUGGAACAAAAAGACAAGAAGAUUGAGGAAGUUCAGCAGGCACUAAGAAUGAAAAGAGAUGAAGAGCAGGACAGACAGAAGAAGAUUGGUAACAUUCGGAAAAUGAUAGAAGAUUGGAAGAAGGAGCUCGGCACUAUGACAAACCAAGAAAACCUUCAGCCAGAAAUGGAUUCUAUUACCACUGACUUGCGACACAUCCAGAAUGAGAAAGCAAAUAUUGAAAGUGAAAUGAGUGACCUGAGAAUGGAGAGGGAUAUUCAGGAGAGAGAAAAAAAAGAUAAGGCUAAUAGAAUUAAGCAGUUUGACAACUUAAUGAAUUUCAAAGAAGAAAAACUAAAGAGAAUGUUUACAGAUACUUAUAAUGCUGUUGUGUGGUUAAAAGAAAAUAAAGAUCGCUUUAAGAAGCGUGUUUGCCAACCAAUGAUGCUGGAAAUUAAUAUGAGAGACCAAUACCAUGCAAAAUAUGUUGAAAAUCAUAUUUCCAUGAAUGAUAUGAAGGCUUUUGUUUUUGAAAGCAAAGAGGAUAUGGAAGUGUUUCUAAGAGAAGUCCGUGAUAAGCAGAAACUGAGAGUAAACACUGUAUGCUCACCCGAAGAACCUUAUGCAACGCGAAGGCCUACAAGACCUAUUUCUGAUCUACAGCAGUAUGGAUUUUUUUCUUACCUGAGAGAAUUAUUUGAUGCUCCUGAUCCAGUGAUGAACUACCUAUGCUACCAGUAUAAUGUACAUGAUGUCCCUGUUGGAACAGAGCAAACCAGAUCUAUGAUUGAAAAAGUAAUUCAAGAAACCAAACUUCGUCAUAUGUACACAGCAGAGGAAAAGUACACCACAAAAACAUCUGUUUAUAGCCAGAAACUUAUUUCAAGUAAUGUGUCAUUAAAAGGAGCCCAGUUCUUAACUGUCACAGUUGAUGCAGAAGAAAGGCGGCAGGUAGAAGAGCAGCUAAAGGAAAUUCAAAGAAAAUGUUCCAGUCUAGAUGCUUCAAUGGGGCAGCUAACUGAGAGACAAAGGUUACUGGACAGAAGAGACAAUGAAUUGAGAAUGAGGAAAAAAGAGAUUUCUGAUAUGAAAAUAAAAAAGAAACAACUGGAACAAAGAAUUUCUACAAAAUAUGACAGUUUAAAGCAACUGGAACAAGAUAAUCUUAAUGUAGAGGAAGUUGAACAACAAGCAGAAAACAAGAUCAAAAAUAUCAACGUACAAAAAGCAAAACUUGUAAAAGACCUUCUGCUUUUGAUGAAGAAAUGUACAUUACUAAGUAUAGAAAAAGUGGAGUUGGCCUUGCAAAGCACUACUGUAUCAUCUGAGAAGAACAAAAUUGAGUCAGAUUACAAGAAUGCCACAUCACAGUUAAGAGAAUUAAAGAACCAAUUUGACGGUAUUGAUGCCAAGAAGUGUAUGUUAUUGGAAAACUGUAAAGGACUCUUGAAAAAAGCAAGGCAGGCUUGUAACCUGGGUCAGAAUCAAGAAGUGCCCCAAGAUUUUCAGACUACUUCCAGAUUGGAAUACUCACAUUUAUUAGAAAUUCUUGAUCGAAUUAUGAAUAAUGAUGGCAGUAAGGCCUUCCAAGCACUCCCCGAUUCAUUGGAUGAGAUAGAUGCUAUGCUAAAUGAAGAAAGAACUAGGGCCUCAUGCUUCACAGGCUUAACUGCUUCAGUUGUAGAAGAUUACAACAAACGAACAAAAGAAAUAAAAGAAGUGACUGCUGAACUUGACAGAAAAAAACUCGAGUUGGAGAAUUACAGGCAAAAUAUCUCACAGGUGAAGGAAAAGUGGCUCAAUCCUUUAAGACAACUAGUAGAAAAAAUAAAUGACCAAUUUAGCAGUUUUUUUAGUUCAAUGCAAUGCGUAGGUGAGGUGGAUCUCCACACAGAAAAUGAGGAGGAUUAUGAUAAGUAUGGAAUCCGAAUUCGUGUGAAGUUUCGAAGUAGCACACAACUGCAUGAACUAACUCCGCAUCAUCAGAGUGGAGGAGAACGCAGUGUUUCUACAAUGCUUUAUCUAAUGGCCCUUCAAGAGCUUAACAGAUGCCCAUUCAGAGUCGUAGAUGAAAUAAAUCAGGGAAUGGACCCAGUAAAUGAAAGAAGAGUUUUUGAAAUGGUUGUUAAGACAGCUUGCAAAGAAAACACUUCUCAAUAUUUCUUCAUUACACCAAAGCUGCUCCAGAAUCUUACCUAUGCAGAAAAAAUGACUGUAUUGUUUGUUUAUAAUGGACCAUACAUGCUGGAACCCACAAAAUGGAAUUUGAAAGCAUUCCAUAGAAGGCGGAGACGAGUUGCAGCGGUGGAUCAAUAAGUGUGCUGUUUCAUUUUAGUUUUCUUUUAAAGCACAAGAUGGCUUUGUGCAAUGACCAUGUGCCAAAUGUGUAUCCUGCAAAUGCUAAAUAGCAAAAAAACAUUCUUUCUCUGGCUUUCUACUUAUAAAAUAUAUUUAUGCCUGUCAUCUUGUAUAUUUUCUUGUAAUUUAGAACUACAGAACAUUUAUAAUAUAGCAUUGUUAACUUUUUUUUUUUUUUUUUUUACUUUUAGUACAGUGGUUUCCAAACUCUGGUACUGAUGCUCUUUCGGUACCUGAGGCAGCAGGGCCCAGACUUAAGGUGCAGAUAUUUGAGAGAUAUGCCUAUGUAAUCUUCAGAAUACUGCUGAAAGCUUAGUAUGGAGUUCGAAGAGUGGUUUUUCGGGGGAACAUAUAUACAUAUAUAUUGGUGUAUGACAUAGCAGUGUAACUUGCUAUGACCACACAAGGUUCAAACUCCAUGGCGUGCUUGAACUGAAAGUCUGGCAGCUACAGAAUAAGCAUAAUGCCCAUUUUUUCCCCUUUAAUGAAGUUGAACAACUUAAAGAAGGAAAGGUACAAUCACUAGGGGGUGCCAAAAUGUUAGGCUUCCCCAAAAGAUUGUAAUUAGGGAUGCAUUUAAUCUGAAAAAUUGUAACUUUUGCCACAUUAACGCGGAAGUUGAACAUUUUUCAUCAUGCGGUUCUUUUUGUGCCUCUGGUACCUCAGUUUGUAUACGCAAAUUAGGAUUUGGUUCAGUAUUCAGCCAAAUCUUUCACAAAGGAUUCAGGGUUUGGCUGAAUCCCAAAAUAGUGGAUUCGGUGUAACCCUAAUUGUUAUCACUUACCUGAUACCCUGGGUCAGUGCUCCUAUUAGCAGGAAACUACACCGGCCUGGGGUUCCUACAAGCAAGUGAUCCUCUUCCUUCUACACGCCACAUGUGCAGUAGAGUGAAAAGUUGAAGUUUAACAUAAAAGCUGUCUUUUUUUUUUUUUUUUUUUUUACUCUACUGCGCAUGCGUCAGCUCCGGGAUAGCAAACAAAGAAGGUAGAUGGAAGAGGAUCCCUUGUGCGCAGGUACCCCGGGCCAGUUCUGUGUUUUGCUUUCAAGGAGCACCAGCCUGGGGUGCCAGGAAAAUACCCCCACCCCCAUUAUUGCACCGUACCUUUUUCUUUGAAGAUAUGUUGUUAAAUUCCCUAAUAUAUGUAUAUUUGGAAAACUUUAGCUUUAGAUUUCUUUCUUGAACUGAUUUUUUUUUUUUUUUUUGUAUCUUAAAAAUAGUUUUCAAUAUAUUAAAAUGUGAUAAUUUGCAAAUAUUAAAAUAGAAUUACUCGCUGUU
Molecule: messenger RNA, 4768 nt
Organism: Xenopus tropicalis (tropical clawed frog)
Lineage: Eukaryota; Metazoa; Chordata; Amphibia; Anura; Pipidae
Gene: smc5
Product: structural maintenance of chromosomes 5
Exons: 25
Coding region: 190-3450 (1086 amino acids)
Biological process (GO): double-strand break repair
Cellular component (GO): chromosome, telomeric region; nucleus
Molecular function (GO): ATP hydrolysis activity
Source: RefSeq, a predicted model, not a curated record